Messenger RNA from Cryptotermes secundus, 4510 nucleotides. RefSeq names its product sodium channel protein Nach. Gene Ontology annotation, biological process: sodium ion transmembrane transport. The record is from RefSeq and is a predicted model, not a curated record. Gene Ontology annotation, cellular component: membrane. The coding region runs from base 408 to 1916 and encodes 502 amino acids. Gene Ontology annotation, molecular function: ligand-gated sodium channel activity. Lineage: Eukaryota; Metazoa; Arthropoda; Insecta; Blattodea; Kalotermitidae. The transcript is spliced from 13 exons.
AGGGAACAGACAGAUACUGACGCAGAGCCAGAGCAGAAACAGCAGAACAACGAUGACGCGCACCCAGGGGUAUCCAAGCAGGUAGUUGUGUCGUUACCUGGCCGCGUCACAUGAACAACAUGGCGUGUUAUGGGGGCUUCACAGCGAAGCCGUUACGUCGCAGAUUUGAUGACAGGACCAAUGGAGAAAUGUACGUGUUUGUCUCCCCGAGUACCGGCACCGACAUCCCACGGGACUGUACAGCACGUUAUAACUCCUGACAUUAUUCCAAAGGCUGGAGAUCGAGGAGACGCGCUAUUCCAUGGCUUCGCAGAUUCAGAUCCGUUAGGGGCGCCGCAAGAAGUACGCUGUUGCACGAUCACUUGAGGCUCUUUGCUGAAGAGACAACACUUCAUGGAUUUCGCUACAUGGCAUCGCCCAAAAGUUGGUUUGCAGAAAGGUUGCUGUGGGCUGCAGUGUGUAUUGUAUGCAUUACUGUGGCUGUCAUCAUGAUGAAGAUAGUGUGGAACAGGUUCAAUGAGAGUCCCACUGUCACAAAUGUGGAAACGACCAAUUACCCCAUCUGGAACAUCCCCUUUCCCGCUGUCACACUCUGCAACAACAACAAGGUCUACCAACCUGCAGCCAUUAAACUUGCUGAAAACCUAAGCACACAGCUACAUCUGAACUACUCUGUUGUGUUGGAAGUGCUAAGAAUGUUGCCAGCACUGAUCAAUCCCAGGAAAAUAGAUCUCCAGCAGGCACACAUGGCUCAGGACAUGCUGUUCAGGGCAGGGUAUAACAUCACUGACCUUAUGUUAGAGUUGGCGCCACCAUGCGAGGAGAUUUUGGUGAAAUGCAUAUGGCAGGAUGCCGAAAGCAACUGCUCUGAUCUGUUUCAAGUUUCCAAGUCUGUGCUGGGUGUGUGCUGUUCUUUCAACUAUCAUGGCAUUGAUGAGAAGCUGAGGAUUGCCAAAGAUGAAGAGGAGGCUAGAAUACAUUAUGCGUAUGGUGCCGGGCGGCAUGCAGGUCUGACUGUGGUCUUGAACACAGGACAGCUUGAAUAUUUUGCUCCACUGGAUCCUUUGUAUGGAAUACGGGCUGUGUUCCAUGACCCGGACGACUUUCCAGAUGCAGGCCUACAGAUGGCAUUAAUAGAACCUCAACGAUUGGUCUCAGUGAUGCUGGAAGCACAAGUUGUUGAGAGCAUGAGUGACGUCCGGUGGAUUAGCGUGCAGAACCGCCAGUGUUGGUUCGACGACGAAGUAGCUGUCGUGCACACGUCCCCCAAAUACAGCUAUUACAACUGCCUCACAGAGUGCCGCAUGAAGGCCUUUCAAGACAAGUGUGGUUGCAUACCCUUCUUCUACCCACUGUUCAAUGACAGCAGCCAUGUGUGCACACUGCAAGACACAGAGUGCCUGCGGCAGUACAGACGCAUGACCACUGGGUUGCACCCGUCUGGCAGACCUGCAUUUGGGGAAAUCUUCAGCAAGAAUGAGACAGAAGGCAUGAACUGUACCUGCCUGCCUCAGUGCACAGACAUGUCAUACUCCAUCAUCACAGAGAUUGCAGUCCUAGAACCCAAGUUUGUGAAGUUUGAAUCCGUGUUGAAACAGGUUUCCAAUUCUAGUAUAAUGAGUGUAUUCUUUCGAGAUAUCACAUGUAUGAAGUAUGCACGUGAUGCUUACAUGACAUGGGAUGCUGUAUUUGCUACUUUUGGUGGAAUCUUUGGCCUCUGCAUGGGCGGAAGCAUAAUUAGUAUCUUCGAAAUUAUCUAUCGGAUCUUUCUUCUGGUGAUUGCUACAACCAAAACGUUACUCCGCCGUUGCAAACAGAAGCCACGAGAAAAUAUCGUGGUCCCAUGGAACAUCAAAGCAUUACCACCUCACCAUGCAGAACUGUUGUUCCCUGGAAUAAGACAUAAGAAUAUUUGACAAUGUAUAUUACACGUUAGGUGUUAAAGAAACAGUCCAAACUGAGCACAGGAAGUAAACAGAAUAAAAGAAACAAGCCUGUGUUACCAGUACAAUAAGAAUGGAAUCUUAGGACAUUAAGUUACUGUUGUUUCAGAAGCUCACCCGUAAUUUAUCUGAUGAAUUUACAAAUUUUACAGUCUGCAUGGAUGGAGGUUUAAAAGAAACCCAUACCAUACAAAAAGACUCAUUAGUCUGGUGAUAACUUCCAAGUCUGUUUGCAGUUCUGCCUUAUUUUAUGGCUCAUAUUCAUAUGCAUAUCAAUCUUCCUCAUUCAGAAGCAAAUGCAGGGAAAUCCCAUCCAACACAUUUCAGCAAUUCGGUAUGUCUGAUUCCAGUGGUCAGCAUUUCUUUGAAGCAAACAAAGAUUUGCAAUUCCAGUAUACUGUGAUAAAUAAAUAUUUUGUCUCAAGAAAAAUUUAUUUUUCAGUUCCUGUACAUUGUCUGCAGUUGAUAUCUUUUGUAAUUAUAGCUGGGCCAUCUACCUGAACAUCAGCAAAACUUUCCUUGCUCAAUUGAUGAAGUGGUUGAAAUAUCCUUCCCUGGUUUUUAUUUAAAAAUAAAUUUUGGUGACUGGUAAAAGUCUACUGAGUUGGCCGAAUGUUAGAGCUAGUCCCUAUCCCUGGAGAUAAAAACUAGCUCUAUCGACCGGGCCCAGCGCAGUAGGCUUUUCAUAUGCGGAGGGAGACGGAGAGUGCAGCGUCUGAAACAUUGUCGCUAAAUAAAAACGAUGAUGAAUAAUGUCCGAAAAGUUGAUAAUUUUAUCAAAAUUUUCAAUUCAAAAUCUUUGUAAGAUUUCGAGAACAACCUGAAGUUCAAAUUUUUCAUAAAUUGAAGAACUUUAAAAUAUUUGUAGCUUUUAAAUUUUUUAAAAAAAUCAAAUGGUAGGUUGAUUCAUCGUAGUGUAACGUGCCAGUGAUGUAACAUUACCCAGCGUGGCCCAUCUUUUCCCAGAUUUGUGCAUGAAUGAGCAAUGGCUUCAUGCGUGAACCUAAACCAGUACCACGGUCUUUACAAGCUUUGCCUGAAUGGGUAACCCAGUGUUACCAAGUUCAGUCUGAAUCUGCAGAUGCAUGCACAGUUGUCUAAUGUGCCAACCUAACCCAGUCCUGGCCAGUUUAAUGAAGGUUUACCCAAAUGGGCAAGUAAAUGCAUAGUGGCCUAAUGCUCAAAUCAAACUAAACAUGUAACCUAAUAUAUAAACCCGAUUAACUCCAUUAUUAAUAAUGUCUCAGAUUUUCAGUUUUUUUCAUGUCUGUAUAUUUUUGAAAACUGCAAAACAUUGCAAAUAGGACACGUACCUAUGCACUUUUUUCCUUAGAGUGACUGAUGGUAUGACCUCCCACAAUAUUGACCUUUCCUCCUAAGAUAUCCUGUUUUUAUUUGUUAUAUUUUCUUAUUUCAUUUUAAUCGAUUCAUGUUACUUCUUUGUAUACUGUGGAAAAAAUAACAGGAAAUGAUAAACAAGAACAAGAAGAUGAACUUAACAAAUGCGGAACAUAAAUAAUGAAACAGAAUAUGUAUUCUUGUUUGAGGAAUUGAUAUUCUCUGGUUUACUGGUGCUGUCUUUUCUUGUGUAAAAGUGUUAUGUAUGUGAAUUGUCAGAAAAUUGAAGUGUUACUGCUUGUUAUGCAUUUUGUAAUAUUCUAAAGUAAAUUAAAAACAAUGUUUUGCGUAGCUUCGAAGUGUACGUUGUAAGAUGGAGUACAAAUAUGCAUGAUGGAAAUAUUUUUCAUUCCAAGUUACCCCAUCUUCAACUGUCCAAAGCACUAACGAUAAUUUUAAGAUGGUGCAGUUGAUUCCAGUAAAGUGGAUGUUCUUUGUAUUGGACUGCUGAGAAGCGUUCUCCUAAUGGGUAUGAAAACAGUGAUAUUGGUUAAACCACUUAUGCUCAUUUUUGAACUGGGUAUAUACAUGUGCAGUGCAACGGACUGCGAACGUUUAAAUCGAUAAAUCCUCGUUUAUUGGCAGGGUAGUAGUUCUGGAGAAGAUGAUAGAUGGCAUGCAUAUUUCUGAGUCUUAAGCAGUGGGCAUCGUUUUCGUAAGGGUUCAAUUUCUAUAAUUCAAAAUACUUGGUUUUUAAUUGGUUCCUCCAGUGUCUCUGUUAAGAUGACUGAUUUAUGUACUACAGUUGUACCUUUUCAACAACGUUAACUAAGACUACUAUACUUUGGUACAUAUCACACGAAAUAAAAUUCAUGCGUACAUGUUGGUAUUACCGAUUACGGUAGUAGGCGUUGGUUUUUGAGUGGUUGUCUGGUGGUUGAAUUUUUUUCAUAAUUUCACAGAAUUAAUACGAGUAUUGUUAGAAAUCUGUGUUCUGAAGGAAUAUAUACAGUUUCUGCAUACGCGGUUUAAGUUUAUUAUAUGUUCCACUGGUAUAUAUUCUGGAGCUAAUAUUGUUUUUUUCGUCUAACCUGACAUCACUGCAACAGAUAUGAAUAGUCGGUACAUUGGUCUUGGUGUCAAGACUGACUGCCGAAAUUUCCCUGAAAAGAUUCAUAGCAACAGAAUCUGUCCGUUUUAAGGAAUUUGUUAAAAUAUGACAGUACAUG